This is a messenger RNA of Anopheles nili, 1703 nucleotides long. It is a transcript of the gene Syx1A, whose product is annotated as syntaxin-1A. The coding region runs from base 170 to 1033 and encodes 287 amino acids. Gene Ontology annotation, cellular component: plasma membrane; presynaptic active zone membrane; SNARE complex. Gene Ontology annotation, biological process: intracellular protein transport; synaptic vesicle fusion to presynaptic active zone membrane; exocytosis. Lineage: Eukaryota; Metazoa; Arthropoda; Insecta; Diptera; Culicidae. Gene Ontology annotation, molecular function: SNAP receptor activity; SNARE binding. The record is from RefSeq and is a predicted model, not a curated record. The transcript has 8 exons.
AAGAGCAGUAGCUUCUAUACCAUCCACCCCCAAAAGGACAUACAGAACAGACGAACAUAUAUACUACACUACCAUCCUACCCAUUUCCACGCAUACACAGGCAGAACAUACAUAAACACUCUUCCAGGAAGCGCAUAGAGGGAGCCACCAUCGAUAAAAAGCGGUCAAAAUGACGAAGGACAGAUUAGCAGCCUUGCAAGCGGCUCAGAGCGACGAUGAAGACAUGCCAGAAGAUGUUGCUGUUCCAGUGGAGGGAAGCUUCAUGGAAGAUUUCUUCAAAGAGGUGGAGGAGAUACGGAUGAUGAUCGACAAAAUACAAGCUAAUGUUGAGGAAGUGAAGAAAAAACAUAGUGCCAUCCUAUCGGCUCCGCAGUCAGAUGAAAAAACUAAACAGGAACUCGAAGACCUCAUGGCCGACAUUAAAAAAACUGCCAACAGAGUUAGAGGGAAGCUUAAGGGUAUAGAACAAAACAUUGAACAAGAAGAACAACAAAGCAAGUCGAAUGCAGAUCUGAGGAUACGGAAAACGCAACAUUCGGCUUUAUCGCGCAAGUUUGUUGAGGUCAUGACGGAGUACAACCGGACACAAACAGACUAUCGAGAACGUUGCAAAGGAAGAAUACAACGACAGUUGGAAAUUACGGGUAGAGCAACGACGAAUGAGGAGUUGGAGGAAAUGUUAGAACAAGGAAACUCGGCCGUCUUCACACAGGGGAUUAUCAUGGAAACCCAGCAAGCCAAACAAACACUGGCAGAUAUCGAAGCUCGGCAUGCGGAUAUUAUUAAAUUGGAAAAUUCGAUUAGGGAACUGCAUGAUAUGUUUAUGGAUAUGGCAAUGUUGGUCGAAAGUCAGGGUGAAUUGGUUGACCGAAUUGAGUAUCAAGUGGAAAACAGUCGGGAUUAUGUCACAUCGGGACAACAAGACUUGGUCCAAGCUGUCAAAUAUAUGGCCAAAGCCAGAAAGAAAAAAAUCAUGAUUGCUGUAUGCCUAUCCAUUACGGUCAUCAUUUUAAUCCUAAUUUUUGUUGUUUAGGGAAUAUAAAUGUACGAGGAAAUAAAAAAAGAUCAAUCGUUUAUUUAUGUUUGCGGGCCCAGUGUUCCAAAGUUAUCGUAAAUGUACGUUUCACAAAUAAUUUUCAAAGUUGCAUAUAACUUUGUUCUUCCGAAUUAGAAAUAAUAAGUUACUGUAACUGUAACUGUAAUUACUGUAACAUACUAAUUUUUCACUCACAGAAGAUAUACAUGUCUCCACUAUGCAAUCAAUUUUAAACUCCUUUGAUGUUGCAAUAAGCUGUUAAAUGUUUUAAUCUAAAAACAUAUUAGCGUACAAGGCUAAAUUAUUAAAUUUUAAAAAAGGACGUGCAGUAAUUUUGUUUAGUAUUGGUUUAUAGCAGUUUCAUCUAUGCCCGCAGUAGAUCUUUUGCUAAAUUUGUUGUUUUAUAUUGUUAUUUAUGGAAAAAUGUAAAAUAUACACAAAUGUGACUUGUGUGUAAAACUAUUACUAAAUCAUAUGAUAAAAAUGAUAGAAGCGACUAAAGAUAAAUUUAUUUGGACGGCAUAAUAUAGUGCAUUUAAUUUAUUAUACAAACACAUACUGUAUAAUAUGAUCGAAAUUAUAUUUGAUGUGCAAAAACAUAUUUUGGCUUGUUGAUGGAUAGUCAUUACAAAGUACAAAAUAUAUUUGUGCGCUUGUUAUUGUUUAA